AUGGAUGUUGUUGGAUCUUUAGCAAGCAUCCUGAGCUGCUUGUUCUCUCAGAACUCACUGCAACAAUCGCUUGAACGACAGUGUAGGCAUCUUAGAAAACCAAGAAAGAAUUUGAACAAGCUAAAAGAUUUAGUGGAACAGCUAGAUGCUCGGAAAUCAGAUGUGAACACUAAACUAGAUCAAAUGUGGCUGGGAAAAGGGAUGAAUCCACGGGAAGAGGUGAAGCUAUGGAUAAAAAGUGUUGAUCGAGUUAAAAUUCAAGUGAGCAGCCUCACGGAGAAUAACAAUGGAUGUUCCUUCAACUUUGUUUGUUCACGAAUAAAAUUCGGAGAAGUAGUAGAAGAGAAGAUCAGUGAGGUUAAAGAGCUUCUUGACAAGGGUCAGUUUUUGGAUGAUUCGGUGGCUGAAAACUUGCCUAAGGUAGGGUACACUCUUCCUGCAUCUCCAUUAAUGGAGUGUGCCACAACGUUGAAGAGUUUAACGAGGAUCUUGGAAUGCUUAUCACGAGAGAGUGUGAAAAGGAUUGGAGUUUAUGGGAUGGGAGGAGUGGGCAAAACAACUAUCAUGACAGAAAUCAACAAUCGUCUUUUAGAAGGGAGAGAUUUUGAUCUUGUCAUGUGGGUUUCUGCACCAAAAGGGCCAAGUCUUGCAAAACUACAGAAGGGUAUUGGAGAGAAGCUGGAUUUAGAUCUUUCGAUGAUUGAUGAUGAUGUUACUAGAGCAGCCAAGCUAUUUGAGGCUUUAAACAGGAGGAGGAAAUAUGCACUGAUUCUGGAUGAUUUAUGGGAGCCUUUCUCUCUUGAAACGGUUGGAAUACCGAUACCAACAGUCGAAAAUGGUUGCAAGUUGGUGAUCACAACGCGAUUGUUGAGCGUUUGUCGAGGUAUGGAAACAGAUGAGGACGUGGAAGUGAAGGCCCUUCAAGAUGAUGAGGCAUGGGAUCUCUUAAGGUAUAAAGUUGGACCAGUAGUGUCAAAUUCCGCAGAAGUAGAGGUGAUUGCAAAGGAGGUGACAAGAGAGUGCGGAGGUUUGCCUCUUGCUAUUGUCACAGUAGGACGAGCCUUAAGAAAUGCUGCUGAUGUAUCAGAGUGGGAGUGUGCAUUAGAUGAGUUAAGAGCCUCGACAGCGAAUAUUGAAAGGAUGGAAGAAGCAGUCUUUGCACAUUUGAGAUUUAGCUAUGCCAAGCUAAAGGAUGACACAAGCAGGUCUUGUUUCCUCUUUUGUGCUUUAUACCCUGAAAGUCAUCAAAUUGAUACUAAUGAGCUGAUGGAAUAUUGGAUGUGGGAAGGUUUAUUGGGUUAUGUUGGAAGAAUGGCUGCAAUCAAGAGGAGGGGGAAAAUGAUAUUGAAUGAAUUAAAACAUGCGUGCUUGUUAGAAGGUCUAACUCAAAAUGCGGUGGAAUUCGUUAGAAUGCACGAUUUGAUCAGAGAUAUGGCUAUUACAAUCAUGAGAACGAGCCCUCACUGCAUAAGUAAAGCGGGGACUAGAAUGACAAAACAUCAAUGGAUGGAGGAAUGGGCAGAAGAUGUUCAAAGGGUCUCACUUAUGAGAAAUGACUUGAAAUAUAUUCCCUUCAAUUACAACCUCAUGUGCCCUAGACUUACUUCCCUGUUGUUGCAAUUCAACUCAUUUUCUGAAAAUAUAUCCCAUGAAUUCUUCGAAAAUAUGCAGUUUCUGAAAGUUCUGGAUCUCUCCUAUACUGGGAUUGAUUUCUUGCCUAACUCGGUCUCUAAUUUAGAGAAUCUAUCUGCUUUGUUAUUGAGUAACUGUUGGAAUUUAUCAACAGUUCCUUCUUUAGCAAAAUUGAAUAAGCUGAUGGUCCUUGACCUCUCCUGCUCUCCAAGGAUGAAAGAACUUCCAAAUGGGAUGCAAAAUUUGGGAAACUUGAGACGCUUAAACCUUUCCAAGACUGGAAUUGAAAUCUUCCCAUUUGGAUUAAUAUCCAAAUACACCCUUUUGGAAGACUUGCUGAUAGGUGGUUGUGGUAGCUUGUGGGGAUCAAUGACAGUCAAAGCAAUUAGCGGUGGAGCUUCCAUAGAAGAAGUCAUUUCCUCAAAUCUGUCUUCUCUUGAACUAGACUUGUGGAAUACAGAUGUGUUUGAUCAAUAUGCCAAAUCUGAUCAUUGGGUUCAGCUGGAUAAGUUCAGGAUAACAAUUGGGCAGCCCCAAGUACAGUUUUGUGAAGAGAGAAGCUUAGCUUUUAGUGGAAGAUUUGUUCUAAGAGGAAAUCCAGUUUCUCUACCACCAAAUACCUUAGAGCUGCAUUUGGAUGACUGUGCUGAUAUUAAGAAUCUAAGCAUGUGCCUAGUGAAUGUGACACAAUUGAAAUCCUGUAAAAUCAGGUGGUGCGAUGACAUCGUAUGCAUAAUUGAGUCAGAGGAAGAGGAAAAUACUUUAUCCAUGUUAGAAAGGAUGGAACUUUUAGUUCUAGGAAACUUGAAGAUGAUAUGUAGGGACGUAGUGAGACCUGGCACUCUUAUGAGCUUGAAGAGCAUUACUGUGGAAUACUGUCCAAAACUGAAGACUCUAUUCUCAGGGCAGAUUUUACUUCAACUUAAGAAUCUAGAAGAAAUUAGUGUCCGCAGUUGUACUGGUAUGGAGUAUGUGAUGCAAGAAGAAGAGGGAGAUUUCAUGGGAGGUAAUAAUUUUGGAAUUGAGUUUCCGAAGUUGAAGAGGAUGAAACUGAAAUUCAUGCCCCUUUUGAUGAGUAUAUAUGAUGGAACCAUUAUCUGCCCUUCUUUGAGAAGUCUUGAAAUAGCAUCCUGUGAAGCCUUAAAAAGGCUUCCUCUUGAUCCGUUAACAACGCCUGCUCUUGAAGAAAUCAAAGCAACCAGAACAUGGUGGAACUCAUUAGAGUGGGAUCAACCUGAUUUUAAAAAUGCCCUGCAACCUUUCCUUAUUGAAAUUAGAUUGACAAGUACGAGUGAUAGAUAA
Molecule: messenger RNA, 2934 nt
Organism: Neltuma alba
Lineage: Eukaryota; Viridiplantae; Streptophyta; Magnoliopsida; Fabales; Fabaceae
Product: probable disease resistance protein At4g27220
Exons: 1
Coding region: 1-2934 (977 amino acids)
Molecular function (GO): protein binding; ADP binding
Source: RefSeq, a predicted model, not a curated record